Candidula unifasciata is the source of this 1299-nucleotide messenger RNA. The record is from the annotation of a GenBank genome assembly. Lineage: Eukaryota; Metazoa; Mollusca; Gastropoda; Stylommatophora; Geomitridae.
AUGAAGAAACAAAGAAAGCUUGUUUCUCUUAAAUGUGGCCGGAAACCAGGUAAAGAUGCAUGCCAAUUCACAAUGGGUAGAUAUCUGACUCAGCGACUGUACAGGGGACAGUGUAAAAUUGCUGAAAACAAAAAUUAUCAAAACCCCACACAACCAAAGGCCUUACUUCUGCAAAGCGACCGUUUGUUGGAUAUUCCCUGUAAGGUCUGUGGUGACCGCAGUUCCGGAAAGCAUUAUGGGAUAUACAGCUGUGAUGGCUGCUCUGGGUUCUUCAAGAGAAGCAUCCACAAGAACAGGGCAUACACGUGUAAAGCCCAGGGUCCACUCAAGGGGAGAUGUCCGGUUGACAAGACACACAGAAACCAAUGUCGGGCCUGCAGACUCAACAAGUGUUUCGAGGCAGACAUGAAUAAAGAAGCUGUCCAGCACGAGCGAGGGCCACGAAAACCCAAACCCAAACCCGGAGACCUGUCCGGGUCGCUAAUGGUUGACCCUACCGGACAUAGCUCCCAAGAUCAUCCCAUUGACCUGAGUGUCAGUGUGGGCAACCCUUGCGGCCUUCUCCCUCUACGAUACCAACACGACAUCGCCAUGGCCACAUCGCACAUCCUGCCCGAAUCACAGAUGCUGAUGUUGGGCUAUGUCAACCGCUUCAAUGACAUCAUGCGGGUUCAUCAAGGACCUUCUGCAUUCACUACCCCAAUAGCCCCUCCCAUUGUGACGUCAUUCCACCAGGACUUGCUGCAGGAAGUCAUGGCCAGACUUUUGUUUACGGUCGUUACCUGGGUGAGGCACAUCCCAGCAUUCAUCAGUCUCAGUUCGUCUGAUCAGACAGUGCUUAUGGCAUCGGCCUGGAAAGAACUCUUUAUUUUGGGCAUAGUUCAGUGGGGACUACCAGUGGAACACCUGGCCCAGCGAGACGAUAUGGCGGUGUCCACUGCCGAGCUUGAGGAAGGUGUCAGUGUCUACGAGUUGGUCUUGCGGCUCCGAGAGAUGUCUCUGGACGCUACAGAGAUUGCUUGUGUGAAGGCUAUAGCUCUUUUUAAACCAGAUAUCCAAGGCCUGGUUGACAAGCGUCAAGUACAAUGUAUACAAGACCAAGCACAACUCAUGCUUAACAAGCACAUCCAGUUGAGCUACCCGCGCCAGAUGAUCCGAUUCGGGCGACUUCUGAUGCUGCUCUCCAAGAUGCAGAAUUUCAGUACUAACGUUGUGGAACGGCUCUUCUUCAGGGGACUUUUAGCGAGCUCGUCAAUAGAAAAACUUAUAGGAAACAUACUACAUGGCGACUUUUUAUGA